Molecule: messenger RNA, 2052 nt
Organism: Rotaria sordida
Lineage: Eukaryota; Metazoa; Rotifera; Eurotatoria; Philodinida; Philodinidae
Source: the annotation of a GenBank genome assembly
AUGACAAAAUAUCGUAUCCUUAACAAACUUGGUGAAGGUUCAUAUGGCCAAGUUUUCAAAUGUGAGAACAUAGCUGAUGGAUCAAACUGGGCUUUUAAAAAACUAGAUGACUCUUACAAUAGUACAGAUGAAAUACAACGAAUUCGAGAAAUUCAAAUAUAUCAAAUAGAUCGAAAAUCUCCAUUAUCAAACAAUAUCAUUACUAAAUGUAUAUAUUCGAUUCUCAUAGCACUUGAAUAUAUUCAUAGACAUGGAUUUAUUCAUCGAGAUGUCAAACCCGAGAAUAUUCUUGUCAAAGGAGAACAUAUCAAGUUGGCUGAUUUUGGAAUGUGUCGAUCAAUACCUGAUGGACGACCUUUUACAGAUUACGUUGCAACUCGUUGGUAUCGAGCUCCCGAAUGUAUUUUAACCAAGGGAUAUUAUGGACAACCAGUGGAUAUUUGGUCAACUGGAUGUGUUAUGUUUGAAAUAAUGACAUUGAAACCUCUAUUUGUGGGUUCGAAUGAUCUUGAUCAGAUCAACAAAAUUCAUACAGUGCUUGGAACACCUACAAGAGAAUUGCUUAAAAAAUUCGAGCCACAUCGAAAUCCAUCUAUUAAUUUCAAUUUUCCAUUUCAACAAGGUGUUGGUUUUGUUCAACAAUUGACUAUUUAUUCGUUAGAUGCAGCUGAUCUUCUUAUUCAAAUGUUAAUAUAUAAUGAUGAAAAUCGUAUAUCAGCAUCUAAUGCUCUAGUACAUCCAUAUUUUGAUCAUAUUAGAGAGAAUUUCUCAAAAAAUUCUGAAAUAUAUAGAAUAUGUGAUGAGAAAAAUAUUCAAACUGAUAAAGAAUAUAUUUCACAUAUAAAUGAUAUACCAAUAAUUGAAACAGAUCAUAAUUAUUUUGUCUCUGAACUACUAUCGACUAUAAAAGAAGAAUCAUCUUUAUCGUAUUCAUUACAAUCGAAUAAAGAACUGCUUUCGAACCAGUUAUUAUGUAAUGCACCAAUUUAUUUUAAUCUAAUAGAACAACUGUUAAUAUCAACUCAUACGAUCGGUACAUUUCAGUAUAUGAAUUUCAUUAAUAUAAAUUCGAUAUUCAAUCAAUUAUGGCAAAUCUCUCAAUUAGCACAGACAAAUAUGAAAAAAAUUCAAAUUAAUCUCGAAUUAAUCUUGAUUCAUAUGAAGACAAAUUUGAAAAUAAUUGUCAAAGCUCCGACAUGGAAACUUAAAAUACAACUACUAACAGAAGUAUUACAUUAUUUAAAGACAAGCGGACAAAAUUGUUUAACAUUUACUAAGGAAUUAAAUGAUAAAUGUUAUCGCAUAAAAAAACAAAUUAAUCAAAUAAUUUCUACUAUGAAUAGUAGUUUAUCAGUAGAAAAUGGAAAAGUAAAUCAAUUUAUUCUAGGAAAUUUCAUACAAGCUUUAUCUUCUUUUAUUCUUAAUAUAUUGAUCAAAAUUGUUCAAAUCAUCAUUUUUGAUGAUGGAAAUCUUUUUUUAAUAACUGAAAAAUCAAGUGAAACCAAUUUAAGUAAAAAACUUCAAACAAAUAUUCAAUGCGUUUACUCAACUGAUCAAAUCGAAGAAAUUGUUCAACUCUUAUUGAUGUUUGAAAAUCAGACGGAUAAAAUCAUUUCCCUAGUUUCUAUCAUCGAAUUACAUUUAACAUUAAUAUUGAAUAAUCAAAUCGAUAGAUUAAUUGAGCAAAUUCAAAUAAUCGAUUCGAAUUCGGCAACAAUCUCAGAACAAAAAUUUCUUAUUGAACUUAUCAAACUUCAAUUACAUCAUAUUUAUGAUGAAUCAUCUGCACUUUUCAUCAUGUUUUGCAUCUAUAUUGAUGUGUCAGACAAGUUUAUCCUUGACAAAUUUCACAACAUCCAAUUCAUAGAAUUAUAUCAUAAACAAAAAGUUGAAUAUAAUAACUUAAUCGAUACAUACUCUACUAAGACAAAUAAUUUCCAAAUACAAUUAGCACAAUCAAUGCAAGAAGAGAAAACUAAAUAUAUGAUUGUCUAUGAAAAACUACGAAAUGAAUUCAAUCAAUUUUUAAAAGAUUUCGAUCAUGUUGUAUAG